AUAAACCUCCCUGCCUAAUGAACAAAUCCCCACGCAAAGGCCAACCAUGAGCUGCUUAACCAAUUUCCAGUUCUCCUCCAUCCUCUUCACCAUCCUUUUCAUCUCCACCCAUGCAGCGCUUUUCGAAAUCCGCAACGAGUGCUCCUACACUGUCUGGGCUGCAGCCUCUCCUGGUGGUGGGCGUCGCCUAGACCCUUGGCAAAGUUGGACCAUCAACGUGCCUGCUGGUACGGCCAUGGCUCGUAUCUGGGGUCGAACCAACUGCAAUUUUGAUGGCAGUGGUAAGGGUCACUGCAAAACUGGUGACUGCGGCGGACUCCUAGAGUGCCGAGGCUGGGGUGCUCCUCCAAACACCCUGGCCGAAUAUGCCCUUAACCAAUUUGGCAACAUGGAUUUCUAUGAUAUUUCCCUAGUUGAUGGAUUUAAUAUCCCCAUGGUGUUUGGUCCAACUAGCGGUGGUUGUCACAACAUUUGGUGCACUGCAGACAUUAACGGGCAGUGCCCCAAUGAACUAAGGGCUCCGGGUGGGUGUAAUAACCCAUGCACAGUGUUUAAGACUAAUGAAUUUUGUUGCACGCAAGGGUACGGGACCUGCGGGCCGACCGAUUUCUCAAGGUUCUUCAAGAGUAGGUGUCCUGAUUCUUACAGUUAUCCGCAGGAUGAUCCAUCAAGCACGUUUACUUGCGCUGGUGGUGCCAAUUACAGGGUUGUAUUUUGCCCGAGAGGCUCUCCUCAUCUGGAGAUGGUUGGAAGCAAGAGCCAAGAGUGAGGAUCUUGGACAGCUGGAUUGCGCUGCCUCCGUGCUUGGGUAUAUGAAUAAAAGUUUUUGUCUUGACAAAUGAUAAUGAAUGUGUCGUGUUUGUACUUGCCUUGUUCCUUAUGUGUUUUGUUUUGGUACACUAGAUGUAUUUGAAACUUUCUAAGCUAUAAAAUAUUUCAUGACAUUUGAAAGCUGCGAGGAA
Molecule: messenger RNA, 962 nt
Organism: Theobroma cacao (cacao)
Lineage: Eukaryota; Viridiplantae; Streptophyta; Magnoliopsida; Malvales; Malvaceae
Product: protein P21-like
Source: RefSeq, a predicted model, not a curated record